AUGGGCAAGAAAUUUAAUCAUUCGGAAAUAUUUCCUAAUAACCCAAUGCUCAUGUGUAUAUGCGGUAGUUCCGGUUCUGGGAAAACUCAUCUCACUUUUAACAUGUUGACAACACCAAACCUUUUAGAUUUCGAUUCUUUGUAUAUCUACACAACAACACCAGAGCAAUCGUAUUAUCAAUUCCUCAAAGCUUUGGAAUAUUUACCAAAGAAAGAUGUUCAAGACAUAUUUCAAUAUUACGAGGAAAACGAAGAAGAAGUGGAAAUAAAAGAUAUCAUAGAAAACUUCAUUAAAUCAAAGAAUCCAUCUUUCAAUCCAACGGAUAUAAAAGUUUUUCUUACGAAAAAUGUUAAUAAUCUAGACUUGUCUAAUAUUGAUAGCAAUCGAAAGAACUUAAUAUUGUUUGACGACUGCGUAGCGCAAAGAAAUCAAACUGUUCAACAAGAAUUCUUCACCAAAGGAAGACAUCACAACUGUCACUGCAUAUACCAAUCCCAAUCUUUUUACGGGAUGGAUUCUAUGUUCAUUAGAAAAAAUGCAAAUUGUUUUUUAUUAUUUGAAUUAAACGAUAAAGAUUUAUCUCAAAUCAUUCAGUCUAUAAAUCACGGAAUGGAUAGAGAUACAUUUAAAAAGGUUUGUAAAGCUCAAUGGAGAAACCCAGAUGAUCAUGGAUAUGUAUUUGUAAAUACUAGAAAACCUGCGGGAGAAAGAGUUAUGAUCGAUAUAUGUUAA
This is a messenger RNA of Lottia gigantea (owl limpet), 732 nucleotides long. RefSeq lists its product as hypothetical. The record is from RefSeq and is a predicted model, not a curated record. The coding region runs from base 1 to 732 and encodes 243 amino acids. Lineage: Eukaryota; Metazoa; Mollusca; Gastropoda; Lottiidae. The transcript has a single exon.